Eptesicus fuscus (big brown bat) is the source of this 2937-nucleotide messenger RNA. RefSeq names its product procollagen-lysine,2-oxoglutarate 5-dioxygenase 3 (gene PLOD3). The record is from RefSeq and is a predicted model, not a curated record. Bases 412 to 2649 code for a protein of 745 amino acids. NCBI's taxonomy places the organism in Eukaryota, Metazoa, Chordata, Mammalia, Chiroptera, Vespertilionidae. Gene Ontology annotation, biological process: peptidyl-lysine hydroxylation. Gene Ontology annotation, cellular component: endoplasmic reticulum. The transcript is spliced from 19 exons. Gene Ontology annotation, molecular function: procollagen glucosyltransferase activity; procollagen-lysine 5-dioxygenase activity; L-ascorbic acid binding.
CCUCUCGUCGGACCGCGAGGGGUCACUUCCCCUCUCCGGGUUUCAGUUUUCUCCAGGGUCUGGCGAGCAGUGGUUGGGCCGCCUCGGACCAAAGUCCUCAGCUUGUGACCGGGGGCCCGAGCCCCCGCCCCUCUUUCGCCUCGCGGCCCAGCGGCCCCUCCGCUCGCUCCGCGCAGCGCGCCCGCGCCCGGGGACAAUCCUCUCCUUGUCUGGGGCGCCGGCAUCUAGAGUUUUCUGUAACCUCCGGCUACGCCUUUUUUCCAGGGCGGAGCCGCAGCCCCGCUCUUCCUCGUAGUGAGCCGCUCAGCAGCCCGGGUCGCCUUCCCAGAGCCCCCCGCUCCGUGGUUUGGAUCCCGGCGCGCCGCGGGAACCAGGUGCGGGCCUGUGAGCGGUCUCGGCCCGCUCCCCGCCAUGGCCUCCUGGGGCCCCGGACUCCCGCUCCUGCUGCUCCUGCUGCUGCUGCUGCUGCUGCUACUGCUGUCGCCGCCUCCUGUGGCCUCGGCUUCCGAUCGUCCCCGGGGUGGAAACCCUGUCAACCCAGAGAAGUUGCUGGUGAUCACCGUGGCCACAGCCGAGACAGAGGGAUACCGGCGUUUCCUGCGAUCAGCUGAGUUCUUCAACUAUACAGUGCGGACGCUGGGCCUGGGAGAGAAGUGGCGAGGGGGUGAUGUGGCCAGGACAGUUGGUGGAGGACAGAAGGUCAGGUGGCUAAAGAAGGAAAUGGAGAAAUAUGCAGACCGGGAGGAUAUGGUCAUCAUGUUUGUGGACAGCUACGAUGUGAUUUUGGCUGGCAGCCCCUCCGAACUGCUGAAGAAGUUCGUCCAGAGUGGCAGCCGCCUGCUGUUCUCUGCAGAGAGCUUCUGCUGGCCUGAGUGGGGGCUGGCAGAGCAGUACCCUGAGGUGGGCACGGGGAAGCGCUUCCUCAACUCUGGUGGAUUCAUUGGCUUUGCCCCCACCGUCCACCAAAUUGUCCGCCAGUGGAAGUACAAGGAUGACGAUGAUGAUCAGCUGUUCUACACUCGACUCUAUCUGGACCCAGGACUGAGGGAGAAAUUCAGCCUUAAUCUGGAUCAUAAAUCCCGGAUCUUUCAGAACCUCAACGGGGCUUUAGAUGAGGUGGUUUUAAAAUUUGAUCAAAAUCGUGUGCGUAUACGGAAUGUGGCCUACGACACGCUUCCUGUUGUGGUGCAUGGGAACGGUCCCACUAAGCUCCAGCUGAAUUACCUGGGAAACUAUGUCCCCAAUGGCUGGACUCCUGGGGGAGGCUGUGGAUUCUGUGACCAGGACCGGAGGACACUCCCGGGGGGGCAGCCUCCCCCCCGGGUGCUUCUGGCCGUGUUUGUGGAGCAACCUACCCCGUUCCUGCCCCGCUUCCUGCAAAGGCUGAUGCUCCUGGACUAUCCCCCCGACAGGAUCACCCUCUUCUUGCAUAACAACGAGGUGUACCAUGAACCCCACAUUGCCGACUCCUGGCCCCAGCUCCAGGACCACUUCUCAGCUGUGAAGCUGGUGGGGCCAGAGGAGGCCCUGACCCCAGGCGAGGCCAGGGACAUGGCCAUGGACAAGUGUCGGCAGGACCCCGAGUGUGAAUUCUACUUCAGUCUGGAUGCUGACGCCGUCAUCACCAACCAGCAGGUCCUGCGCAUCCUCAUUGAAGAAAACAGGAAGGUCAUAGCACCCAUGCUUUCCCGCCAUGGGAAGCUGUGGUCAAACUUCUGGGGAGCCCUGAGUCCCGAUGAGUACUACGCACGCUCCGAGGACUACGUGGAGUUGGUGCAGCGGAAGCGAGUGGGCGUGUGGAAUGUGCCCUACAUUUCCCAGGCGUAUGUGAUCCGGGGGGACACCUUACGGACAGAGCUGCCUCAGAGGGAGGUGUUCUCCGGCAGUGACACUGACCCAGACAUGGCCUUCUGUAAGAGCCUGAGGGACAAGGGCAUCUUCCUCCAUCUCAGCAAUCAGCAGGAAUUUGGCCGCCUCCUGGCCACUUCCCGGUAUGACACAGACCACCUACACCCCGACCUCUGGCAGAUCUUUGACAACCCCCUGGACUGGAAGGAGCAGUAUAUUCACGAGAACUACAGCCGGGCUCUUGAAGGGGAGGGACUCGUGGAACAGCCAUGCCCAGAUGUGUACUGGUUCCCUCUGCUCUCAGACCAAAUGUGUGAUGAGCUGGUGGAGGAAAUGGAGCACUAUGGUCAGUGGUCAGGAGGCCGGCAUGAGGACUCAAGACUAGCUGGAGGCUAUGAGAAUGUGCCCACCGUAGACAUCCACAUGAAGCAGGUGGGCUAUGAAGACCAGUGGCUGCAGCUGCUGAGGACGUACGUGGGGCCCAUGACCGAGAGCCUGUUCCCAGGCUACCACACCAAGACCCGGGCAGUGAUGAACUUUGUGGUCCGCUACCGGCCGGAUGAACAGCCUUCUCUGCGGCCACAUCAUGAUUCAUCCACCUUUACUCUCAACGUUGCUCUCAACCACAAGGACCUGGAUUAUGAGGGAGGUGGCUGCCGCUUCUUACGCUAUGACUGUGUGAUCUCAGCCCCACGGAAGGGCUGGGGGCUUCUGCACCCUGGCCGUCUCACCCACUACCAUGAGGGGCUGCCUACCACGAGGGGCACUCGCUACAUCAUGGUGUCCUUUGUCGACCCCUGACACUCAACCACUCUGCCAAACCUCUCCUGCCAUUGUGCCUUCUUAUGCCCCACUCCUUGGAGAGGGUCUGUCUGGCUCUUCAUCUACUGAGCGUAUGUUCGGUGUGCCUGGGACUGGAUGUCUCACCUCGCUCCCCAAUCCCCAACACACAGCCCUCUCAAGAAGCUCCUGGAGCCCCCUAGUCCCUCCCCUCAGCCCCCAAGAGUUCAUGGGAGAGAGCUUCUGGGGGUUCCCCAUGUGAUAACUUAUUGUUUCUUAGCCUCACUCCCAAUAAAGGAGGAUUUGUAA